Messenger RNA from Brachypodium distachyon (stiff brome), 1689 nucleotides. Its product is annotated as probable mannose-1-phosphate guanylyltransferase 3. Gene Ontology annotation, molecular function: mannose-1-phosphate guanylyltransferase (GTP) activity; GTP binding. Gene Ontology annotation, cellular component: cytoplasm. Gene Ontology annotation, biological process: cell wall mannoprotein biosynthetic process; GDP-mannose biosynthetic process. The record is from RefSeq and is a predicted model, not a curated record. The transcript has 4 exons. Lineage: Eukaryota; Viridiplantae; Streptophyta; Magnoliopsida; Poales; Poaceae. The coding region runs from base 375 to 1460 and encodes 361 amino acids.
AAAGAGGGCACCGUAAUGUUUGCUUGCUUUGCUUGGCAACCUUCCCUGCCCUGGCCCAUCUCGCUGCCGAGCGCCCCGACGGCCCAACCACGUAGCUCCUUGUCUUCCUCCUCGAGCGAGCGCCGCCACCGCUGCCGAGCGCCCCAGCCCCCUCGCUCCGUCGCUCGUCUUCCUCCUCGUGCGACCGCAGAUAUCUAUCUCCCCUGCAAUUCUCUCGUUCCCAACCGUUUCUCCUCCCAUCACCCCACGAACAGAUCCCGCCCUUUAGCUUCCCGUUGCAUCUCCUUAAUCUUCCCCAAUUCGUAACUGAGGCAAAAAUCAAGGUAGGGCGGCCGCCCUACCUUGCCCUACCGGGUCCUCCGCCCUUGCUCGCAAUGAAGGCGCUCAUCCUCGUUGGAGGCUUCGGGACUCGCCUCCGGCCUCUGACGCUCAGCUUCCCGAAACCCCUUGUUGAUUUCGCCAACAAACCCAUGAUUCUGCAUCAGAUUGAAGCUUUGAAAGAAGUUGGGGUAACAGAAGUUGUUUUAGCCAUCAACUACCGCCCAGAGGUCAUGAUUAACUUCUUGAAAGAUUUUGAGGAUAAACUUGGCAUCACAAUCACAUGCUCCCAAGAAACUGAACCCUUGGGGACUGCUGGCCCUCUUGCCCUAGCAAGGGACAAGCUUGUGGAUGGAUCUGGCAAGCCAUUCUUUGUCCUCAACAGUGAUGUCAUAAGUGAAUACCCAUUUGCUGAACUCAUACAAUUUCACAAGAGCCAUGGUGGUGAGGCAACAAUUAUGGUCACUAAGGUGGAUGAACCAUCAAAAUAUGGUGUUGUGGUUAUGGAGGACACAACUGGUGUUGUGGAAAGAUUUGUAGAGAAGCCAAAGAUAUUUGUGGGCAACAAGAUUAAUGCAGGAAUUUACUUGUUAAAUCCGUCUGUCCUGGACCGCAUUGAACUGAAGCCAACUUCAAUUGAGAAAGAGGUAUUCCCUCGUAUUGCAGCUGACCAAAAGCUCUACGCCAUGGUCCUUCCGGGUUUUUGGAUGGAUAUUGGUCAGCCAAAGGACUACAUUACUGGCUUGCGUCUUUAUCUGGAUUCACUUAGGAAGAAAUCAGCUGCCAGGCUAGCCACUGGAGCACAUGUUAUUGGGAAUGUCCUGGUGCACGAGAGUGCCAAUAUUGGAGAAGGCUGUCUGAUUGGUCCUGAUGUUGCUAUUGGACCAGGAUGCAUUGUGGAGGAUGGUGUGAGGCUUUCUCGAUGCACGGUGAUGCGUGGUGUGCGUAUUAAGAAGCAUUCUUGCGUUUCAAACAGCAUUAUUGGAUGGCACUCAACUGUCGGACAAUGGGCACGUAUCGAGAACAUGACUAUCCUGGGAGAGGAUGUACAUGUAGGCGAUGAGGUCUACAGCAAUGGUGGUGUUGUUCUCCCACACAAAGAGAUUAAGUCAAGCAUCCUGAAGCCAGAGAUCGUCAUGUGAGCUUGCCACUUUUUGUUACAGUCCACUUGUGUACGAUUUUGUCUGGCUUUUGUUCUAGUGCGAACUGUAAACAGCUUGAUACUGUGCCUAGUGAGAGUUGUUAAAUUGUUGACCAUAUAUGUGCAUUAUUCAUUUGCGGUGCUGUUUUUCACUUGAGUCAUCUACCCAUCUGUAUACCUCACGAUCCGUGAAAGUGUUAUGACAUAGGAAUAAUUAAUACGGAGUAUAA